Molecule: messenger RNA, 5452 nt
Organism: Anoplopoma fimbria (sablefish)
Lineage: Eukaryota; Metazoa; Chordata; Actinopteri; Perciformes; Anoplopomatidae
Product: aryl hydrocarbon receptor-like
Exons: 11
Coding region: 375-3317 (980 amino acids)
Biological process (GO): regulation of transcription by RNA polymerase II
Cellular component (GO): nucleus; aryl hydrocarbon receptor complex
Molecular function (GO): transcription cis-regulatory region binding; nuclear receptor activity; protein dimerization activity
Source: RefSeq, a predicted model, not a curated record
ACACAGAGAGAGAGAGAGAGAGAAAGGAAACUCUUGAAUACUAAUAAUAAUAAUCAUCAUAAGGCUGUUGUUUAUCCAAAGAAAGGAGGGGUUGGACUUCUGGUUGACUUCUGCAGCCAAAGUUUUUCUAAACUUCCCCUUUUACUUAUUCAAAACUUCACCAGUUUAGAUUUCAACCACUGGCUCAGUGUCACCUCAAACGCACCACCGACAAGGUCAUUGUCGGUGUCCGCCCUCGGGUACUGGCGACGCGGCUGCAGAGCUCCACGGACCCCCGGUACCUUUGCUCCUGGAGCCUGAACGCACCACGGGAGUCAAACUGGAUGGAGAGGAAAAACCAAGUAAAGUAGAGUAAUUACACACAGAGUGACACCAUGUUGGGAAACCCGGGGUCAUAUGCCAACAAGAAGAGGAAGAAGCCUGUCCUAAAACAAAAGAAGGCCUCUGAUGGCAAUGAGGUCGUCAAAUCGAACCCUUCAAAGCGCCACCGGGAUCGGCUGAAUGGCGAGCUGGACCGGCUCACCGACCUCCUGCCCUUCUCCGGGGAGGUCCGCUCUCGGCUGGACAAACUGUCGGUGCUUCGCCUCAGCGUGGGUUACCUGAGGGUCAAGAGCUACUUCAAAGCGACUAUGAAUAACAGCAACAGUCUGAUGUUCUCCGGCGUGAACGGGCAGAACGGGAACAAACUGGACACCUGUGGGUAUUCCGAGGGGGAUCUACUGCUCCAGGCGUUGAACGGGUUUGUGAUCGUGGUGACGUCGGACGGAUCCGUGUUUUACAUCUCCUCCACAGUCAAGGACUACCUGGGCUUUCAUCAGUCGGAUGUGGUUCAUCAGAGUGUGUUUGACCUCAUCCACACUGAUGACCGAGAACUGUUCAGACAGCAGCUUCACUUUGCUCUAAACCCCCCGACUGCUGCCGCGACCGGAGACGUCUUGCAGAGCGGCGGCGGCGGCGGCGGCAGCAGCACAGUGAUGUACAACCCCGAGCAGCUUCCCCCGGAGAACUCGUCCUUCCUGGAGAGGAACUUCGUGUGUCGCUUCCGCUGCCUCCUGGACAACUCCUCCGGCUUUCUAGCUCUGAAGUUCCAGGGGCGACUGAAGUACCUGCACGGUCAGAAGGUUUCCAACGGGAACGGAAGCAAACCUCAGCUGGCUCUCUUCACCAUCGCUGUACCCGUCCAGCCUCCGACCAUUGUGGAGAUCAGAGCCAAAAUGCUCCUCUUUCAAACCAAGCACAAGCUGGACUUCACACCCAUGGGCGUCGACAGCAGGGGGAAGAUUGUUCUGGGCUAUUCGGAGAUUGAACUGUGUAUGAAAGGCUCCGGCUACCAGUUCAUCCACGCGGCCGACAUGAUGUACUGCGCCGACAGCCACAUCCGCAUGAUUAAAACAGGAGAGACGGGUCUGACUGUGUUCAGGCUGCUGAGAAAGUCGGGUGGCUGGGUGUGGGUGAAGUCCAACGCCAAGCUGAUCUACAAAGGAGGACGACCCGAGUUCAUCAUCGCAUAUCAGAGGGCUCUGGUCAACGCCGAGGGCGAGGAGUAUCUCCGUCAGAGGAGGUUGCAGCUUCCCUUCAGCUUCACCACAGGAGAAGGCGUCCUCUACAACACCGGCCCCACGGUGGACGUCACACAGUUUCAGUUCAACAAAAUGUUCAACAACGUAGAGGAAAUCAAAAAGGACGUGACGCCCCGCUCCUUGCUGGACUGCUUCCUGAGUCAGGAUCAGACGGUCUACAUGCAGCCAGAGGAAGCCCCUUUGCCCGUGGAUCAGGUGUUCAUGGACAGCCAGGCGCUGGUCAGCAUGGGCAGCGACCCGUGGCAGGAGGGCGGCGCAUUGGCGGAGUCCGUCGUCGUGAAAGAGGAGGCCAAACAGUCGGUGAUGGCCGUGAUCGAAGACCUGGAAAAGAUGGCUCAGGACGGCGAAUUUUGCGAUGCGCUGAAGAACCUGGACGUCAGCGACGCCGAGCUGAUGGAGUGGGAAAACGCCCUCAAGAGAUUAAGCCAGGACGGGGUGCAGCAGAGCAACGUCAAGUCUGAGCUGGACGGCGUCCUCACCAACGACAUCUUUGAUUACAUCGAUACCGUUUUGUUCAAGGAGAAUGGCGACGAUUGUGUCAACGCCGGCCCUCCCAGCUGCCUCACCGCGGCCAACAACAACCAGCAGAGCCCCUUCACCGUGGCCGGACUCGGAGAGCCACGGCUGUUUAAGACGCCGAGCCCCGAUCACUCUUACUCUCCGAUGAACGGGCUCUACGCUCGACCGCAAGAGACAAUGAACGGCCCGGCGAUCCCAGAGUCUGCUCAGAUAUUCACCCAGAAACUCUCCCACCUCGGGCCCCUGAUCCCUCAGGCUGACCCCGGCCUGCACGCCGUUCAGCAGCUGCAGCUCCAGGACAUUUUCAGCCCGUCUAUCGAGCUCCCUGAGCUCACUGUCCCCGGUGCCGCGGCCCCGUUCCCGUCCUGUGUGCGGGCACCUGUAGACCACAUGGGCCGCCCUCUGGGGAUCCCUGCUCAGACGCAGUCCAGCCAGCUUCUGCGGUGUCCUCAAAACAAUGUGCAAGCUCCCGCAAUCGCACCAAACGCACAGAUGCUGCAGAGCUCUGCUCGGCAACCAAACAUUGUUCCCGGCGUGAUGGACAUUUUGCCCCCGCUGAUUCCUUGCAAAGCCUUCAACUCUGUCGGCACGCCUAAUAUUCCCGCUCCCUUUGCCCCAACGUGUCUACAAGGCGGCGCCUCGUUUGAAACUCACAGCCAACAGGUUCAGCCGUGGCAGCAGAGCCGGCAGCAGAAGCCGCCUCACGCUGGCAUGGUGCAGAACGGACACGGGCUGAUGCCGGCACGCCACGGCCAAACUCCAGAGAGCCAAACCCUCCACCGCGCUGGCCUCUGGCCAAACGGUGUCAACGGACUGAACCACGCCCAGCAGGGGGCGCUGACGUGCGGACAGGCGGCCUCUCACAGCAGCUGCAUGUUCGACCAGCACUUCUCUUCCGGUCCAGUAGGAGGCGACGUCCUGGCUCUCUCCGGGCCUUCAGGCCUGAGGGGAGCCGACGUGUCCCUGGAUCAGAGUCCCCCUCAAGGGUCCUGCUACUUCCAGUGGGGCCACGGUGAGUCCGUGGUGGGAACGUCAGCCAUCAACCAGGAGCAGAGCAACAUCAGUCCGCCCAACAUGGCCUCGUCAGAGCACACGCUCAACAUCCAGCACCACCUGGAAUGCCACAGACACACUCAGCAGGACACCAGAGUCUCCGCUGAACUCAAUGGGAUUUUUGCCACUCCUGUUGGGGACGUAGCCAUGUACCUGACGGAGUAAAGCGUCAAGCCACGUCGUUUGUUUCUGCCGCGACAAGGACAAAACUCAGUAUAGUUGGCCUGUAUCAGCGCUUAUCCACAGACUCUCAUGCUUAUUACCCUUAAUGUCAUAAUGUUUUAUAUCCCUCUGUAUCAUUUAUACUCUGUCCAGUCUGUGGUAUGUUUAAAAGCUGUGCUCGUCGAAGAUACACUAUAGUAAUAAUGAAGUAUGAAGCCACAAGUGCGUUUACCAGGAUGGAGCUUGAGCCAGCUAGGAGGAUCGGUCAAGGAAAUCCAAAUAGCCAAAGAAAUAGGUUUUUAUAAGGGAAACCAGGUGUUUUCACAUCGCUGUAUUCAGCCAGGGACACUCAAUUAUAAAUACCUAAAAUACUGUAAGAAAGAAAACUGAACAUGCUGUUUUUAAAAAUAUAUAUAUAUAUAAUCAUUAUUAACUUUCUAAAAGACGUCUGUAAAAAAAACAGUAAAAAUAAAUCACUUAAAGUGAUGACUACCUGAAAGCAUAGCUGUAACAUCAACCUAAUUACAGAUCAAAUAAUCUGUAUGUUUUAAACGUGGUUGAUGUAAACACAAUCUGUAAUUGAACUAGUAGUCUUUGUUUCACCAACAGGCGUCUGCUCUCAAAUGUACAGAAUUUAUCGAUGUGCUUUUUUGUGGAGGAAGCUUUCCAGUCAGGGAAUGCAGAGAUUUGUCAAACCCCAGAAUGCAACAGCAACAGUAAACACAUCAGAAAUAAGAAAUUGCCUCCUGCAAUUUUCUGCCAACCAUGCAAGCGUUUUGUUUUGUUGCAUAAAAUAAGCACAGCUUCAGUUGAGUUCAUUUGAAUGCACUGCUGCUAAUAUAGACCUGUAGCUGUGGGUCGUUCUGAGAUGCAUCUAACUCUAUUCAGCAACUGGAAAUCCUGAGCCAAUUAAUCUUAAGAAAUCAGUUCAUCAAAAGAUCAUCUCCCCGAACUAUAACCAUGCACUCAUCCCAACAAAACAGUGAUUGCAAUAAAAACAAAAGUCUUAAACCUGCAUGGGUUGCAGUAAACGCCUGUAUGAUCUCCCAUUCUUCUCCGUCAAACAAAACACUGAGGUAUUUUUUUAGGGAAAGCUUAUUUAUUCUCAAAUAUUGCUCUACCACACUGUCCAAAGUGUUGAGAAUGAUUCAUUGGCCUCCACUCUAAACUCUUCAACGGCUACAAAAACUAGUGGUGCCUUCAGGUGUUCCUCCGCCACAAAAAACAUCCCAUAUAUCGCCCUCAAACGGACACCAAAAUGCUAAAAACCCAGUCAGUAAAUGAAACAUAUGAUGGACAACUGGUAAAACAAGGAAGCAGGGUAAAAAUAAUAUAAAUACUUUAACUUAUUCCCCUUCUCCCGUUUAUUUACACCCUUCAUGUGCACUUCAUGCAACGUAUUUUUCUAAAUCAAAAGCACGACUUUAAAGGAUGCAAUCCCAAAUGGACUUUCUGUUCCACUCUGCCAUAUUCUUCGUGGUCCUACAUAGGAACACCCUAAAACAUACAUUACAAACAUUAAUGUGUAUGAUAGCAUCAUGACCAUAUACAAUUUUUCUUCUGCCUUCAUUCCUAGUCGGCAGCUUCAAAAAAAACAAAAAAAACAUAUCGUCAUAUAAAUGUAUCUGUGCCUUCUUGUAUAUUAUUAUAAUAUUUUUCUAAGGUAAUCCUUUCGAGCUGCACUUGUGUGAGGGGAAGCCGUGUCCAUAGGAGAUGCAGUAUGUUUGCUGUAAAGUAAAGGUUUUAUCCUGAAGUGCAUUUCAAGGCUCUGAGGAAUCUCUUUAAGUCCUUUUUUUCCAUCACACAAACACGUCCUUUACAAUGGAAACAAGGGAAAAUACUCAACCUGACCUAUCUCUAUAGAGAUGGUAAGACUUCUUGCAUUGAUGAGUGAGCAGAUCCAACAAUGCAUUCUGAUCAUAAUAAUCUAUACGUUUCCUGUUUCUGCUUUUCAUUGUGGCUCCGUUUUAUCUGCUUUUCUACCAGGUGUUUGUAUUUUCCACAUUAUAAAAAAAAAAGAAUGGUUUGGAUUAACCUGAGAAAGAAAACAUGGCAGCUUUAUCGUGUUUUUUGCUGCACUGUGGGAAAACACUCAGUAUUUUACCUUUUUCCUUAAAAACAUUUUUUUUUUUUUUUUU